Molecule: messenger RNA, 2280 nt
Organism: Ricinus communis (castor bean)
Lineage: Eukaryota; Viridiplantae; Streptophyta; Magnoliopsida; Malpighiales; Euphorbiaceae
Product: hexokinase-2, chloroplastic
Exons: 9
Coding region: 651-2129 (492 amino acids)
Biological process (GO): glucose 6-phosphate metabolic process; intracellular glucose homeostasis; glycolytic process
Cellular component (GO): mitochondrion; cytosol
Molecular function (GO): glucokinase activity; fructokinase activity; D-glucose binding
Source: RefSeq, a predicted model, not a curated record
UUUUAACGGAUAACUGCACCAGGUUAGGAACAAAACAGAGCCAUCUUGAGUUCGUAGUAACACAAACAAGUAAAAGGAAAAGGAAAGAGAAAAAAAAAAAAAAAAAGGAGAAACAGAGUCAUUUGAUAAGGAUCAUAGAAGGCAUACCGUGCACUGAGCCGCAUAUUAGAAUAUCUUAAAGGAUAGACCAAAAAACAUCUGAAAUCUUAUUCGGAUCAGGGAAAUCCAAAGAUGAACAGAGUACCGAUGUCGCGUCAAACAUCGUCUUGUCCGCCCUAAAAGCCCCCUCUCCUUUGUCCUAACGCUAACUUUUGUUCCCUUGAAAAAAUAAAAAAAGAAAACCCAAAAAACUCAAAUAAACUAAUUAAUUAAAACCAAUAAAAGAAGAAAAUAGAACUGGGAGUGGAAGGUAAAAGGUUAGGUAGUUGAUCUGUUAGCCAUCCCCCCAAAAAAGAAAAAGAAAUUCUCAUUGUUUUAGUUAAAUCUGUUUAGUUAAUUGUUAACAAUAAAUCUAGAAACCUAACUGUUGCCACCUUACUGUCAAGAAAUAAAAGAGCUUCAUUAUUAUUUACUAUGUUUUAUCAGCCUUGGUCUCAACCAUACAUUUUUCUUUCUCUUCCCUUCUUUUGAUCCCACCGUCUGUUACUAUAAUGUCGGUUGCCACUGCCACUUCCCCAGCCGUUGGAUCAUUCUAUGUCUCGCGAUCUCGCCGGGGUAUACCUCCAAUAAGGAUGGCCGUCCGAUCUAACGCUGUAGUUUCAGUAGCUCCAAUCUUGACAAAGUUACAAAAAGAGUGUGCAACUCCAUUGCCAGUUCUUCGCCACGUGGCGGAUUCCAUGUCCGCUGAUAUGCGCGCUGGACUUGCUGCUGAUGGUGGUAGUGAUCUGAAGAUGAUAUUAAGCUAUGUAGAUCACUUGCCUAGCGGGAAUGAGAAAGGAUUGUUUUAUGCGUUGGAUCUUGGGGGCACAAAUUUCCGAGUGCUGAGAGUGCAAUUAGGAGGGAAGGAAGAGCGCGUGAUUGCUACUGAAUUUGAGCAAGUAUCUAUUCCUCAAGAGCUCAUGUUUGGUACCAAUGAUCAACUUUUUGAUUUUAUUGCAUCUGGACUCGCAAAUUUUGCAAAAAAAGAAGGUGGGAAAUUUCACCUGCCACAUGGCAGGAAAAGAGAGAUUGGAUUCACAUUUUCUUUCCCUGUGAAGCAAACUUCAAUCGAUUCUGGCAUUCUGAUGAAAUGGACCAAGGGUUUUGCAGUCUCUGGAACGGCAGGGCGAGAUGUUGUUGCUUGUCUAAAUGAAGCUAUGGAGAGGCAAAGUCUAGACAUGAGGGUGUCUGCUCUGGUUUGUUGUUCCCAUUCUAGAGCAAGAUACUGGGAUGAUGAUGUUAUGGUUGCAGUAAUUUUGGGCACUGGAACUAAUGCUUGUUAUGUAGAACGUACUGAUGCUAUUCCAAAACUACAGGGGCAAAAAUCAUCUUCUGGAAGAACGAUUGUUAAUACUGAAUGGGGAGCAUUUUCAAAUGGUAUUCCUUUGACUGUGUUUGAUAGAGAUAUGGAUGCCGCAAGUAUCAAUCCGGGUGAGCAGAUAUUUGAGAAGACAAUCUCUGGAAUGUAUCUAGGAGAAAUUGCAAGGCGAGCAUUACUGAAGAUAGCGGAAGAAGGUGCUCUAUUCGGCCAAUCUGUGCCAGAAAAAUUAUCCAUACCAUUUGCACUGCGUACCCCAGAUCUAUGUGCAAUGCAGCAGGACAACUCUGAUGAUCUUCAUUCCGUUGGAUCAGUCCUCUAUGAUGUUGUUGGGGCCGAGUCCAGCUUAAGUGCGAGGAAGAUCGUCAUAGAGGUUUGUGAUGCCAUUGUAAAGAGAGGAGGACGUUUAGCCGGUGCAGGAAUUGUUGGGAUUCUACAGAAGAUGGAGGAGGAUUCGAAAGGUCUUAUAUCUGGAAAGAGAACAGUGGUGGCUAUGGAUGGUGGGCUGUAUGAGCACUACCCUCAGUACAGAAGAUACUUGCAGGAUGCUGUCACAGAGCUUCUUGGGUUAGAAAGUUCAAAGAAUAUAGUCAUAGAACAUUCAAAAGAUGGGUCAGGGAUUGGAGCUGCUCUCUUGGCUGCCACGAAUUCAAAAUAUGAUCAUGACUUUUAGCUUAGUGAAUGAGCCAAUUUCCAAGAAUGCAACUUAUUCUUUUAUGUAAUUAGUCUUUGAUCAAAGUGCUCUAGUCAAUUUGGUUUCUGUUGUAGUAAAACUUUCCGUUGAGUUGAAAUAAGAAGAAGAAGAAUUAUGGUUUGGGAGUUCA